UCAUUGCUAUUCAGCUGUUGUUUCAGCAACAGUGAAUAGAACCCAUAGGCUGCAGACAUGAAGCUCUUGUGGACCUUAGCUCUGAUGGCGUUGCUGUUGGUCAACCCAAAUGAAGGCAGACGGCAGCCAAAAAGACUACGAAGAAGUAUAGCUAUAGUUGACGAGAUUGCAGAACUAAAAACAAAAGUAGAGAAGUUAUCUGAACAAGUUCACAAGCUUGAGGAGCAGAGCCAUGGGGUUCAUAUUCAUAUAGGAAACGACUACCACGAAAAGAGUGGAGACCAUCAUAACGGAGAUGACGACCACAGCGACACCGGGGAUCACAGCGGUGACCACAGCAACACUGGGGAUCACAGCGGUGACCACAGCAACACUGGGGAUCACAGCGGUGACCACAGCAACACUGGGGAUCACAGCGGUGACCACAGCAACACUGGGGAUCACAGCGGUGACCACAGCAACACUGGGGAUCACAGCGGUGACCACAGCAACACUGGGGAUCACAGCGGUGACCACAGCAACACUGGGGAUCACAGCGGUGACCACAGCAACACUGGGGAUCACAGCGGUGACCACAGCAACACUGGGGAUCACAGCGGUGACCACAGCAACACUGGGGAUCACAGCGGUGACCACAGCAACACUGGGGAUCACACCGGGGAUCACACCGGGGAUCACACAUCAGAUCAUCACGGGAGUACUGGGGAUCAUUCAUCAGACACACAUGGUACCACCGAGGAUCACAGCGGAGACCAAACCGGGGAUCACACCGGGGAUCAAACUGGGGAUCACAGUGGAGACCAUAGCGGGGAUCAAAGUGGAGACCAUAACGGGGAUCACAGCGGAGACCAUAGCGGGGAUCACAGCGGGGAUCACUCCGGGGACCAUAAUGAUCACCAUAAUGAAGAUGGCCAUGACAGCCAUUACCCUCAUGCUCAGCACGUCUACCUCAACAUGAAACUUUCUAGCGGAUGUGGUCAUAAUAAAAAGGCAGACGUACACGUAGAGCACGCUCUCCACGCCCAUUGCGAGGUGAUGUCAAACACACAGACUCCAGAUCUAUCCUACAAAAUAAGAGGCCAUAUUGAAUUAACACAGGAGCCUCACCACGAUGAAGUGACUCUUAAAUACCACCUUAAGAACAUGAAGCCCCAUGCUACGCAUGGUCUCCACAUCCAUGAGACCGGUGAUAUGACGAGAGGUUGUAACUCCCUAGGGGCCCAUUACAACCCCACACACCAUCAUCACGGAUCGGCUGGCAGCAAAGAUAGCCACGUUGGAGAUCUCGGAAAUAUUGCUGGCGAUGAGCAUACCCGUUAUACUCACACCCAAAAGAUCCAUGCCGAUCUACAUGAACUCAUCGGCCGUUCUAUUGCCAUUAACGCCGAUGCCGAUGACAGAACGGGCAGUCAUGGAGGUCCAGUAGCGUGCUGUGUCAUAGGGCGUAGCCAAGACGACCACCAGUCUAAUCAUGAUGAUGACCACGACACCGAUCACAAUGAAGACCAUCAUGGAGAUCAGGACAAUCACGGCGUCCAUCAUGACGAUGACGAUCACCAUCACAAUAACGACCACCAUCACCACCAUGACCACCAUCAUGACGAUCAAAAGGACCACCAUGACAAACAUGGCGACCAUCAUGAAAAUCACGGCCACGAUAAUGACGAUCACGAUCACCAUCAUGAGGACCAAGGCCACCAUAAUGAAGAUCACCACCACCAUGGCGACGAUCAUCAGGGAUAAACUUGAUGCCAUAAUGACUUUAAAGAAACGAGACUUUUCUCUGAAUACUUUACUUAAACAGAUGUAUGCAUAGUUAAAAGUGUUGAAAUAAUUUCGCGUGUUUGAAUUUGAAGUUUUAUUUGAUUGUAUCAAACAGAAUUAAAAUAAUCUGUGUGAAGCAACAA
Molecule: messenger RNA, 1907 nt
Organism: Mizuhopecten yessoensis (Yesso scallop)
Lineage: Eukaryota; Metazoa; Mollusca; Bivalvia; Pectinida; Pectinidae
Product: histidine-rich glycoprotein-like
Exons: 6
Coding region: 58-1743 (561 amino acids)
Biological process (GO): removal of superoxide radicals
Molecular function (GO): copper ion binding; superoxide dismutase activity
Source: RefSeq, a predicted model, not a curated record